AUGGCAAAGCUGACUUCACUUGUGCCGCAAUCUCGUGGAGGCCAAGUGGAGCCCUUUCAUGAACGCCGGGUUAGCUGUGCUGGCUCCCGACCUGUACCUGAUCCUGUACCAGGUGUGGCUCGCCGCCUCGUGGCACUCUCGUCAGUCUUUGUGCAACGUUGGCUUCGUGCGAGACGUUCCAGACGCAGAUUGACAUGCAGAUCGAGGCAGGUGGCUUACGACGUUGACGAUCCCGAGCAGGAGCUACAGAGACUCCGAUUUCGAGGGGUGAGCUUGCUCUUUGGAGUCCCUGCUUUUCAGCGCCUGCAAAAUGCGCGAGUUGCUGUUCUUGGGAUUGGUGGAGUUGGAUCCUGGGUGGUGGAAAGCCUUGCGAGAAGUGGGAUAGGUGCGCUCACCUUGGUUGACUUAGAUGAGAUAUGCAUCAGCAACACCAAUCGGCAAUUGCAUACCCUCAUGGACACGGUGGGACGACCUAAGGUUGAUGUGAUGGCUGAGCGGGUGAGGCUCAUCAAUCCAGAGUGCAAGGUUGACACUGUGCAAGACUUCUUUGUGCAAGAAACCGAAAGUCAAAUUCUCGACCGGCAGUUGGAUGUUGUCGUUGAUGCCAUCGAUGGUGUUGCAAACAAGUGUCGCCUCAUUUAUGCAUGUCGUGAACGGCAUAUUCCCGUUGUUGUGUCGGGAGGCUUGGGUGGCAAGGCAGAUCCUACGCAGUUCUGCGAAGACGACAUAACUCGAGUACACGGUGAUGGGCUUACGCGUCGCGUACGCAAUACGCUACCCGACUGGAUGCCUAAAGAGAACGGCUUCGGAAACAAUAUGGCUUUCCUUCUGGUGAAUCAAAGGGAAGGUGGGGAAUCCCUGUUGUCUACAGCCCCGAGACACCAAAGUUUGUCCCGGAUGAGCCGUUGGACGAAGGAGAGGAGUUGCAAAGGAAGACCUGUGACAGUGGCUAUGGGACCUUUUGCCCAUCUGCUGGAGUGCAGGGAUUUACUUUGGCGGCGUGUGCUACGAAGAUAUUGA
Messenger RNA from Durusdinium trenchii, 1020 nucleotides. NCBI's taxonomy places the organism in Eukaryota, Dinophyceae, Suessiales, Symbiodiniaceae. The record is from the annotation of a GenBank genome assembly.